Molecule: messenger RNA, 2579 nt
Organism: Polypterus senegalus (gray bichir)
Lineage: Eukaryota; Metazoa; Chordata; Cladistia; Polypteriformes; Polypteridae
Product: transient receptor potential cation channel subfamily V member 6-like
Exons: 16
Coding region: 204-2393 (729 amino acids)
Biological process (GO): calcium ion import across plasma membrane
Cellular component (GO): membrane
Molecular function (GO): calcium channel activity; protein binding
Source: RefSeq, a predicted model, not a curated record
ACAUCUUAGGAACAGAUAAGACUUAAAGUAAAUAGCUGUGAGUGGAGUCAUCAGUUUCCACAAAAAGAGAUAAAGUCUGCAAGACAGAGGGCAUUAUUAAAUAAUCAAAAACAGAGACAGAUGAAAAGUAUAAGACUUUGCUGUGUACACGCUGUAAGUUAACCUGCCAUUUGAAAUCUUUGGACAGCUUCACAGACUAGACAAUGUCCAGUGCAGAGUUUAACACCACGAAGCCACCUCUAGUUUUACGUGCUAAACAAUUAAUGAGCGAAUGGUGGAGUGACCUUGUAUAUAGACAUAGCCACAAGAAAGACUGGCAAGAAGUAGUAGAUGAAGCUCACCUACAGCAGUUCCAGAGCAUUCACCAGAAUCUUCUUUUUCUUGCUGCCCAAAAAAAUGAUGUGGCAUCCAUAAAGAAAUUAAUGAAGUGCCCCACAAUAGAUAUUUUUGAGAAAGGGACACUUGGGGAAACGGCACUUCAUAUUGCUGCUUUGUUCAACAAUGUAGAAGCUGCUGUUGCUUUGAUUGAGGUGGCACCUGACCUCAUUAAUGAACCGAUUGUGUCUGACUUCUACAAAGGGGAGACAGCACUCCAUAUAGCUGUGCUGAAUGAGAAUAUGAGCCUUGUCCAAGAGCUGAUUCACAGAGGAGCUGAUGUGUUUUCCCCUCGGGCAACAGGUGAAUGCCUUCGCAAGAAGAGACGAAAUCUUGUGUAUUUUGGUGAACACAUUUUGUCAUUUGCGGCCUGCACAGGAAAUGAAGAAAUUGUUCGUUUCUUGAUUGAGAAUGGGGCAGAUAUAAGAGCUCAAGACCGACAUGGUAAUACAGUGCUGCAUAUUCUGAUCUUUCAAACAAACAAGAUUAGCUCCUGCCAUAUAUAUGACUUAAUCAUGGCCUAUGACAUGAAGGAAAACAGUAGAAUUCCAUUGGAUCUCAUCCAGAACAAUAAAGGAUUGACUCCUUUCAAACUUGCUGCAGCUGAGGGUAACUUGGAGAUCUUUCAGUAUAUAGUGAACAAGCGUCAAAUAAACCAGUGUCUCUUGGGACCACGGUCAUCUUGUCUCUAUGACCUUACAGAAAUUGAUUCUUGGGCAGAGAACAAUUCAGUCCUGGAGCUUAUCAUCUGCAGUGAAAAAAGAGAGGCUCGUACAAUUCUGGAAAUUGCUCCAGUUAAGCAGCUCACUAAGUUAAAGUGGAUGAAAUAUGCGAAACACUACUUUCGCUUACUGAUGCUUGUGUAUAUUUUGUACAUCAUCAUCUUUACCCUGUGCUGCAUAUUUCGACCACUUAAAUUACGUCCAGACAACGCAACAGAUCCCAGGGAUGUCUUGCUAUAUGUAAAAAAAGACGUGCAGGAAAGUUAUGUCACCUACAAUGAUCAUCUCAGACUGGUUGGUGAAAUGAUUAGUCUAAUUGGCGCAGUGGUUAUCCUUCUAUUAGUGGUCCCAGAUAUACUGAGAGUUGGACCUACAAAAUAUUUUGGUCAGACAGUUUUGGGUGGUCCAUUUCAUGUUAUUAUUAUAACGUAUUCUUGUCUAUUACUGAUCCUAUUUAUGCUGCGGAUUACAAACUCAAAAGGAGAAAUGGAAAUUAUGGCAUAUGCACUGGUGCUUGGCUGGUGUAAUGUACUCUUUUUUGCUCGUGGAUUUGAAAUGCUAGGCCCAUAUGUUGUAAUGGUUCACAAGAUUAUGUUUAGUGAUAUGUUGAGAUUUAUUUGGCUGAUGACCUUUACUGUGAUUGGCUUCACUGCAGCUCUAUGGAUGGCUUACAUGACUCAGGAUCCCUCUGCUGAUCCACAAUUUGGUGACUUCCCCACAACUUUCUUUGUAGAAUUUGAGUUGUCUCUAGGACUUCUGGAUAUUCCACUAAAUUAUUCAGUGUGGACUCCAAACAUAGUGAAAGUUCUCCAUGCAGCUUUAACCAUCUUUGCCUUUCUCCUCAUCAUGAAUCUGCUAAUUGCCAUGCUAGGGGACACACAGACAAGGGUGGCAGAGGAAAGAGAUGAGAUUUGGAGAGCCCAAGUAGUAGCAACUAUACUAAUGCUGGAACGACGGCUGCCUCGAUGGAUGUGGACAAGGUUUGGGAUCUGUGGAAAACAAUAUGGAUUAGAGAGCAAGUGGUAUCUAAGAGUUGAAAACUCAAAAACGUACGGAACAAGGAAACUGCACCGUCACGUUCAAGCCUUUAAUGAUGAAAUUACUGAAUCUGACUCAGACAAGAAUUGCAUAGAAGAGAUGGAAUUGACAAAGCCUCCUGUGAAUCAAAGUUCAUUUAAUAGAGGAUUUAAGGAUCAGUCCAUGAAAUCAUCAAAAAGCUUAAAAAUUGUCUGCAAAGACUCCCAAGUUCCUGUUUAUUUAGAAAACAAUGGAGUGGUGAAUGAAUGUGAUGUAUAAAAUUAUAAUUAUCUCUUAAAUUAAUAAAAAAAAUCUUCAAAUUAUAUAUAUAUUUAUAAACUCUACUUAAAUUAGUUAGAUAAUGUGAAAUAAUCAUGAAAUAAAUUUGUUUAUUUGCACAAAGUGCUUGGUGUCAUCACAUGUCAACAUUCAUUAAAAAAUAGUUUGGACUUCGUUUAAUUUGUU